Messenger RNA from Acanthosepion pharaonis, 1257 nucleotides. The record is from the annotation of a GenBank genome assembly. NCBI's taxonomy places the organism in Eukaryota, Metazoa, Mollusca, Cephalopoda, Sepiida, Sepiidae.
AUGCAUUUUAUUGUGUCUAUACGGUUAAUAUAUGUGAUUCUAUGUGUCCGGAUCCCUGUUAUGUAUGCGGACCUCUGCGUCCGUAUUCUUGUCUUAUGUAUGUGGGUCUAUGCAUCCGCAUCCCCUUGUUAUGCAUUUGUGUCUAUACGGUUAAUAUAUGUGAUUCUAUACGUCCGGAUCCCUGUUAUUAUGUAUGCGGACCUAUGCGUCCGUAUUCUUGUCUCUUAUGUAUGUGGGUUAUGCAUCCAUAUCCUUAUGCAUUUGUGUCUAUACAGUUUAAUAUAUGUGAUUCUAUGCGUCGGAUCCCUGUUAUGUAUGCGGACCUAUGCGUCCCGUAUUCUUGUCUCUUAUGUAUGUGGGUCUAUGCAUCCGGAUCCCCUUGUUAUGCAUUUUGUGUCAUAUACGGUUAAUAUAUGUGAUUCUAUGCGUCCGGAUCCCUGUUAUGUAUGCGGACCCUAUGCGUCCGUAUUCUUGUCUUAUGUAUGUGGGUCUAUGUAUCCGCAUCCUUGUUAUGCAUUUGUGUCUAUACGGUUAAUAUAUGUGAUUCUAUACGUCCGGAUCCCUAUUUAUGUAUGCGGGACCUAUGCGUCCCGUAUUCUUGUCUUAUGUAUGUGUGGUCUAUGCAUCCGCAUCCCCUUGUUAUGCAUUUGUGUCUAUACGGUUAAUAUAUGUGAUUCUAUGCGUCCGGAUCCCUGUUAUGUAUGCGGACCUAUGCAUCCGUAUUCUUGUCUUAUGUAUGUGGGUCUAUGCAUCCGUAUCCCCUUGUUAUGCAUUUGUGUCUAUACAGUUAAUAUGUAUUCUAUGCGUCGGAUCCCUGUUUGUAUGUGGACCUAUGCGUCCAUAUUCUUGUCUUAUGUAUGUGGGUCUGUGCAUCCGGAUCCCCUUGUUAUGCAUUUGUGUCUAUACGGUUACUUAUAUGUGAUUCUAUGCGUCGGAUCCCUGUUAUGUAUGUGGACCUGUGUCCGUAUUCUUGUCUUAUGUAUGGGUCUGUGCAUCUGCAUCCCCUUGUUAUGCAUUUGUGUCUACAUGGUUAAUAUAUGUGAUUCUAUACGUCCGGAUCCCUGUUAUGUAUGUGGACCUAUGCGUCCGUAUUCUUGUCUUAUGUAUGUGGGUCUAUGCAUCGUAUCCCUGUUAUGCAUUUGUGUCUAUACGGUUAAUAUAUGUGAUUCUGUCGUCGGAUCCUUGUUAUGUAUGGACCUAUGCGUCCGUAUUCUUGUCUUAUGUAUGUGGUCUGCAUCAGCAUCCGUAUCCCCUUAA